CACACCAUGAACAAAAGAUCAACCUCAUAUGAGUUCUUUCCAAACCUUAAACUUGGGACGCGCGAAUAAUUAACAGCUACAGGAUAUGGACGCUCGACGCGUGCAUGGAUUUUUCGAUUAGACACGUUUCUCUCCCCUCUAAAUCCAUCGCCCCAUUUCUCACUUUCUCCAAAUUGAUCCGAACCACCUCCAAAUUAAGCGGUGACAAAACCGCAGUAAGUCUCAGCGCAAUUGUGCAGUCAGCCCCAUCUCCAAACAUCUUCUCCAAACUCUUGGCUGAGCUUUCUCGCUCUAAAACCAUCAAACCUGGCCUCCAAAUCCAGACACAAAUCAUAAAACAUGGUUUUUUGAAUGAAAUCUCCUUAUGCAACCAUCUUAUCAACCUGUACUCCAAAGCCCGACAUUUUGAAGAAGCCCACAAAGUGUUCAAUGAAAUUCAUGAACCUGACCUGGUUUCUUGGACUGCCAUUGUAGCUUGUUUUGCUCAAAAUGGGCUUGGAAAAGAAGCCAUUAAAGCCUUUUGCUCUAUGCACAAAUUGGGUAUCAAGUCAAAUGAGUACACUUACCCAAGUGUGCUUAAGGCCUGUGGAAUUCAAGGAGCUUUGAGAAUUGGAACUCAAAUUCAUGGAGUUAUUCUAAGUAAUGGGUUCCAAGCAGAUAUAUUUGUGGCUAAUGCUUUGAUUGUUAUGUAUGCUAAAUGUGGGAUGACAUUUGACGCUCAACAAUUAUUUGAUGAGACUCCUCAAACAAGUGUAGUUUCAUGGAACAGUUUGUUCUCUUGUUAUGCACAGAAUGGGUUCAGUGAUGAAGCUAUCAAAUUGUUUCGGGAGAUGGUUUGUACUGGUAUUAGGCCUGAUGAGUUUAGUUUAUCUACCAUUGUUAACGCUUGUACUAGUUCAGAGGAUCUAUGUGAAGGACAGAGAAUUCAUGGGUAUUUGGUGAAAUUGGGUUUCUAUGAUGAUCCUUUCUCAUCUAAUGCUCUUGUUGAUAUGUACGCGAAAACGAGUGAUUUAGAAGCUUCAGAGAGAGUUUUUGAGAAAUUAUCUCAACCGGAUAUAAUAUCUUGGAAUGCCUUGAUAGCUGGGUUUGUUCUUCAUGGGUUUUAUCAUAAAGCUUUGGAGUUACUAGAAGAGAUGAAAUUUUCAGGGACAUCUCCCAAUAUGUUCACUCUUUCCAGUCUUCUAAAGGCUUGCUCUGUUAUGGGAAUGCUCGAUUUGGGCAUGCAAAUAAACUCCUUUGCUAUAAAGUCAGGGUUUGAUCAUGAUAUGUUCAUGUGUGUGGGCCUUAUUGAUAUGUACUCAAAGUGCGAAUUGGUUGAAUAUGCCAGCAAAUCCUUUGAUUGCAUGCCCUAUCACGACUUAAUUUCAUGGAAUGCAAUAAUAUCAGGCUAUGUUCAGAAUGGUAAUGAUAAGGAAGCACUUUUCCUUUUUCUAACGAUGCUCAAUGAAGGAUACAGCUACAACGAAUCCACUCUAUGCUCACUUCUUAAAGCUUCAUCUGGUUUGCCCACAGUGGAUGCCACAAAACAAAUUCAUGCCCAUGUUGUGAAAUCCGGGUUUGAAUCUGAUAUGUAUGUCAUGAAUAGUGUCACUGAUGCUUAUUGCAAAUCUAACUGCAUGGAAGAUGCUAGGAAAAUUUUUGAGGAUUGCUUAUUUGGUGAUAUUGUGUCAUAUACUUCAAUGAUCACUGGCUAUUCUCAAUGUGGGCAAGGUGAGGAGGCGUUUAAGCUCUUUCAUGAGAUGAUUAAUAAGGAGCUUAAUCUUGAUGGUUUUGUGUACAGUAGUGUGCUCAAUGCUUGCACUAGUUUAUCGGCUCUUGAACAAGGGAAACAAGUGCACAGCCAUGUUUUGAAAUUAGGAUUCGAUUUGGAUGUGCACGCAGGGAACGCGCUUGUUAACAUGUAUGCUAAGUGUGGAAGUGUAGAAGAUGCAAGUAAGGCCUUCUUAGAGAUCCCCAUGAGAGGAAUUGUUUCAUGGUCAGCCAUGAUUCAAGGGCUAGCACAACAUGGACAAGGAAGAGAUGCGUUAAAUCUCUUCAAUGCAAUGAUUAAUGAAGGUGUAACCCCAAAUAGCAUAACCUUAGUUAGUGUUUUAUCAGCAUGUAAUCAUGCAGGCUUGGUAACCGAGGCUGAAUAUUACUUCAAUUCAAUGGGUAACUUAUUCGGUUUAGAACCAGCCCAAGAACACUACGCGUGCAUGAUAGAUCUAUAUGGGAGGGCUGGAAACUUAGACAAAGCAACUGAACUUGUGGAGCAGAUGCCUUUUAAAGCUAAUGCUUCAAUAUGGGGGGCUCUUCUUGGGGCUUCUCGAAUUCAUGGAAAUUUUGAAUUGGGUAGGAAAGCAGCCGAGAUGCUUUUUAUAUUAGAACCUGAGAAAUCGGGAACCCAUGUGCUUCUUGCUAAUAUGUAUGCUGCAUGGGGAAUGUGGGACAAGGUAAGACAAGUUAGAAGGAUGAUGAAGGAUAGUAAGGUGAAGAAGGAGCCUGGUAUGAGUUGGAUUGAGGUUAAGGAUAAAGUUCAUGCAUUUAUAGUUGGAGAUAGAAGCCAUUCUAGGACAGAGGAGAUUUAUGCCAAGCUUGAUGAACUGGGGCUAUUGAUGAGCAAGGCUGGUUAUGUGCCCAAGGUUGAGUUUGAUCUUCAUGAUGUAGAACAAGGGGAGAAGGAGAGGCUUCUUUAUCACCACAGUGAGAAGUUGGCUGUGGCUUUUGGGCUCAUUAGCACCCCUGAAGGAGCACCAAUAAGAGUCAAGAAGAACCUUCGGGUCUGUGGGGAUUGCCAUACUGCUUUCAAGUAUAUAUGCAAAAUUGUUUCGAGGGAGAUCAUCAUGAGAGAUAUAAAUCGAUUCCAUCAUUUUAAAGAUGGGUCUUGCUCAUGCCGUGAUUAUUGGUAAGUUCAACUUGUUACAAAAGAAAAAUUUUGGUGAGGUUUUGAGAAAGAGGUUACAUGAUGUACCAAUAGAAGUCAAAGUUUGGGUAAUGGCUUUUUGGCCUCAGAAUAGGCCAUCCAAUGCAUGAAUGGUGCUGCCUUUAAUCCCAUCUUACUUUAUUGAUAGUUUCACUGUUUUGCCCACAUUUUCUAGCCAAUAGCUCAAUUUGAAUGUGCUCAUCAUCACUUGAAGUUUUGUGCUUGGCCUCUGCAUACCUACUGAAUAAGGUUGUAUGCUGUCAAAGAACAUGAAUGAUCUCGAUUAGGUGAUUGUAUUGGGUGGAAUUGAGUUGCCCAAAAGUGUAUUUUAAUUGUGUAAUGGGCGUACGAGAAGAUGGAAGUCUUUAGGCGCUCCUUUACUGAAACGUAGAUCCCUUAUUUGUUUCAUAAGUUUUGACACUUGAAAUAUGAUAAUAAUUGUUGGAAGGGCAAUGAGAAGUUCAUAACAUACCAAACUAAGAGUUGGGAUUGAGUUAUGGAUUUACUGAUUCAAGUUCAUGCUAUCGAAUCAACCAGUGUGGAGCUCUGUUCAAUUUUCGGGAUGCGAUGCUGGGUUCCAAGAAGGGAAUAUUUUUCCUUUUACGUGAUGCUGAUCAGCCGAGUUCUUGUAUUUAUGAGAAAAUAACAUAAAAAUAUCAGUACAUGGUCAAAAUGACUCCAAAUGCUGAUGUAAACCAUGCCAUUCUUAUAAUGGAUGGGUUUUAUAGUGCAUAAAUAAUAUGACAAUGGAUGGGUACAGUGCAUAAA
Molecule: messenger RNA, 3670 nt
Organism: Amborella trichopoda
Lineage: Eukaryota; Viridiplantae; Streptophyta; Magnoliopsida; Amborellales; Amborellaceae
Product: Tetratricopeptide repeat (TPR)-like superfamily protein
Biological process (GO): RNA modification
Molecular function (GO): zinc ion binding; protein binding; RNA binding
Source: RefSeq, a predicted model, not a curated record